AGCGGAGCUCCGCAGGUGAAGCGCUCUCUCUGUGUUUGGAGCUCAAAGUGGAUCAGAUCUGCUCUGUCUCUGGUCCAGGAUCAUCUGAGAGCCACUCUGUGUCAGAUCCAGACUCAGAAUCAGAGCACAGCAGACGGACGAUCAUCAGCACACGACGGCCCGGGUCACGCAGAGGUCAGAUCGGCGGAUCAGCAGCAGCACGAGGACGACUACGUUUCCCAGAAGUCUUUGAGCAGCAGAGGCAGGACUCCGAGACUGAAGGUCAUGGAGUGUAAGGUCAGACUGCUGGACGGCUCAGACUACACCUGCACCGUGGAGAAAAGAGCGAAAGGUCAGGUUCUGUUCGAUAAGGUUUGUGAUCACCUGAAUCUCCUGGAGAAGGACUAUUUCGGCAUCACGUACCGGGACGAUGAAAACCAGAAGAGCUGGCUGGACGUUUCUAAAGAGAUGAAGAAGCAGAUCAGCACUGAUCCCUGGAACUGUGCCUUCAGCGUGAAGUUUUAUCCUCCCGAUCCAUCGCAGCUCUCCGAGGACAUCACCAGGUAUUUCCUGUGUCUGCAGCUGAGAGAUGACGUGGUUUCUGGCCGUUUGCCGUGUUCUUUCUCCACACACGCAGUGUUGGGCUCCUACACGGCUCAGUCGGAGCUGGGAGACUGUGACUCGGAGCUGCAGGGCUCCAGUUACAUCUCUGACAUGUGUCUGGCCCCGAAUCAGACCAAAGAGCUGGAGGAGAAAGUGCUGGAGCUCCACCGCGGACACAAAGGAAUGACUCCUGCUGAAGCUGACAUGAUGUUCCUGGAAAACGCAAAGAAACUCUCCAUGUACGGAGUCGACCUGCAUCAUGCCAAGGAUUCAGAGGGUGUGGAGAUCAUGCUGGGAGUUUGUUCCAGCGGCCUCCUCGUCUACAGAGAUAAACUGCGCAUCAAUCGCUUCGCCUGGCCCAAAAUAAUCAAGAUCUCCUACAAGAGGAACAACUUCUACAUCAGAGUGCGUCCAGGAGAGCUGGAACAGUUCGAGAGCACCAUCGGAUUCAAGCUCUUCAGUCACAAAGCAGCAAAGAGACUCUGGAAAGUGUGUGUGGAGCAUCACACCUUCUUCAGGCUGGUUUCUCCUGAAGCUCCGCCCAAGCGCUUCCUGAUGUUGGGCUCAAAGUUCCGCUACAGCGGCCGAACACAAGCAGAGACGCGCCGCGCUAGCUCUCAGAUCGCUCGGGCCGCUCCACAGUUCCAGCGACGACACACGGUCACCGCUAGCAUGGACAGCAUGACGGUCACCCAUGACAACGGGAAGAACGCCACACCUGCUGUUGCUAUAGAUGACCUCAUCACCUUGGAAACGCCAGAGAAGAAGGAAGAGGAGAUGAACUCAGUGGAGGAGGAGAAUAAAACCAGUGCUGACGAAUCAGAACAGGCCCCGCCCCCCUCCGUCACCAAGAUGUCAGAGGAGGAUAAAGCUGAACCUGAAGGUGUUCCAGUGAAGCCGGAUCGUUCGUCUGAUGCUGUGGAGCAGACGGAGGAAGUGCUUCAAGAUGUUUCUGUGGUUCACACCGAGACCAAGACCAUCACAUACGAGUCUUCAGAGGUGGAUGCGGACGGUGACUCAGAUGCAGGCGUCCUCAUGAGCGCUCAGACCAUCACAUCAGAGAACGACAGCAGCAGCACCACCACACACAUCACCAAGACGGUGAAGGACGGUGUUUCAGAGACUCGCAUCGAGAAGAGGAUCGUCAUCACAGGAGACGCAGACGUGGACCACGAGCAGGCUCUGGCUCAGGCCAUUAAAGAGGUCAAAGAGCAGCACCCAGACAUGUCGGUCACUAGAGUAGUGGUUCAUACAGAGAGCGAGAUCUCAGCGGCUGACGGUGACGUGUGAACCUCGGAGGAAUGAGCUCGUGACCUCUGACCUUUGACCUCCAGAUCUUCAUCAUCAAGCCAUCAGCUUCACCCUCGUCAAACUGAGAUGAUGGACUCAGAAACCAAAAAGGGGGAAAAGUGAAAUUUCCAGGAAAAACCUUCGCCUUAAAACACCUGAUUUCUUCAAAUGAUUCAAAAUAUAAAUUUCUGCCACUUGGGUUUCUUUCACAGACACACGUCCAGGUCUAAAUCAAAUCAGAUUUCAAGCUCCAGAAGACAAACGCAGCUGAAUUGAAUCAGAAGUCCAUUUUUAUUGCAGUAGUUGUUUCACGAGUUGAUGUUUUUCUGGCACUGUGCAUUAAACAUGCAAAUGAGUGAAGAGAAACACACUUUAUAAAACACUGAAACUCCCUGAGAAAUCCCUCCGCCUGACCUUUGACCUCCUCCUACAUCUGACCCUGUUUCAGAGUGUAACGGGACAGAACUGAGAGAUGCAUGUCAUCGGUGUGAUCUGUUUUGAGUUUUUAUUUUGUAAUAAAAGACUGUUGAACUGGA
Molecule: messenger RNA, 2408 nt
Organism: Carassius gibelio (silver crucian carp)
Lineage: Eukaryota; Metazoa; Chordata; Actinopteri; Cypriniformes; Cyprinidae
Gene: epb41l3b
Product: erythrocyte membrane protein band 4.1-like 3b
Exons: 18
Coding region: 265-1872 (535 amino acids)
Cellular component (GO): cytoskeleton; plasma membrane
Molecular function (GO): actin binding; structural molecule activity
Source: RefSeq, a predicted model, not a curated record